Molecule: messenger RNA, 6858 nt
Organism: Saccostrea cuccullata (small rock oyster)
Lineage: Eukaryota; Metazoa; Mollusca; Bivalvia; Ostreida; Ostreidae
Exons: 7
Coding region: 1-6858 (2285 amino acids)
Molecular function (GO): protein binding
Source: RefSeq, a predicted model, not a curated record
AUGGCCUCUAGACCAGACCCUGGCGGCCGAUCUAGGUUUGCCAAGCUCGGAAUGGCAAUAGUCGAAGAAUUGACCGAGGCCUGUAGAGAUGUCUUAGAGAUGGACGUACCUCCUGGUCUUGUCUACAGCAAAGUGAAAGCAUCAUCGAUUUAUAAAAACAUACGCCCCGAGCAAGAACUUAGUCUUAUAGGCGCCAAAACAGAUGGAUAUAAAGAAUUCGAUAUAACAUUGUUAUAUACGCUGAUAAGAAACAUAUGUACAAAAAUUCCCCGGCCAACAAAAGGUUGGGGUGGGAACACAAUGCCUUCAGUAAGAGAAAUAUCUGUUGGCGACGACAUUGAGAGGAUAAGGAUGAUAAGAAACACUAUGUUUGGACACAUAAGCUCGGCUUCUACAUCACAGACAGAUUUUGAUGACACGUGGUCAGUCAUAGCUGAUAUCUGCUUAAGAUUGCAAAGGUACACUAACAAAGACUACAUGUCUGGACUGAGCAAUAUUCAAUGUCAGGCACUAGAAGAAGAAAGUAGGAAAGCCGUCAUAGCAAAACUCGAAAACGAUUAUAAGAAUCAUAGAGAUCUUAUGGAAAAGAUAUCUUGUUUGGAAUUACGUUUGCAAGGGAAAUCAAUGCAAGACAUGAUUCUCGAGGACUGGCAGGAAGAGAACUUUGCUUUUAUUCCUACAAAAGCAAGUAGAACCGUCGAGGAAAAGCUUAAAAGUCAGAACUUAGUCACAGUUGUCGGAAAUUCUGGAUCUGGUAAAGAAUCUUUCGAUGAUAUCCUGUAUACUUCAUGGAAAAUGCAUCAGAAAACAGUAGAGAUUUGCUUGAAGAAAGUGAAACUACUUGUGUCCUGUAGAAGAUGCGUUUUUAAUGAUAAGAGAGUAAAGGGUAGUUUAUUCGAGGAAUCCACAAUAGUAGAAAUUGACAACAAAGAAAAUCGACUGACAGAUGAAGAGAAAAGAGCAAUCCUCAAUCAAUACACACAGGAUCUAGACCUUUCUGAAGAAAUUGUUUCUGAAAUAAUCAAAACAAAAGCAUAUUUCCCGUUGCUGUGUACGCUUUUUACUAAAUCAAAUUACAAGGAAAGUGGAACUGACUUCUUCAAAUAUCCGUACAAGUUCAUUAGACGAGAAAUUGAAAUUUGGAAGAAUAUGGACAAGAAGAAAUUCUGCGCUCUUAUUUUAGUUGUUGCUUUUAAAAACAAUCUGGAAAUAGAUACAAUCGUAAGAAAUGAAUUUUCUAUGAAGAAAUAUAGAGACGUUUUAGGAAUGUGUGAGUUACAAGAAAACACACAUAUUUCGGUAUUUGACAGUACUUUACAUGAACUAAAAGGAUCCUAUGUCAAACGUGUCGGUUAUGGUUUCCAAUUUCUUCACGACUUUAUUAUGGAGAUAACGACUCUAGUAUUUGGUGUUAAUUGUCCACUGGAGAUAAUACAGUACGCAGACAGUGGUUUUCUGAGACGUCGAGUGAAGAUAGAAGACGAUACAGAAGAGAAAGAUCGCGAUCCCUUCACUGUUUACCUGCGUGAAGGGUACAUUGGUGAUCUUGUAGACAGGUUUAUCAUCGACAUGCAAACAGAAAACUUAGUGGAUGUUGUUAUCAACCCAUGUCUACGGAAUAAAAAUGUGAUAAAAAAAUUUAAAGAAAAGGUCCACCAGGAAUACAAAGAAAAAGCUAUAAAGGGUAUUUGGGGUAUAUUUUCACCGAUCCAUAUUGCUUCUGCCUUCCAAAACUUUUUCAUUAUUCCAUACUUACUAAGACUUGGUGCUGAUGUCAACAUGCUUACCAAUGAUAAUAUGUUGACACCCUUAUUAUUAGCAGCAGGAAAUGAUGAGGAGCAUAGACAGGAGGCAGGAAAGGAGAAAGAUGGGGACGAAACACGUAAUGAAACAGUUCUAUGCUUAAUAAAAAACGGUGCUGAGAUUAAUCUAUGUGCUAACGAUGGAUACAGUCCUCUCCAUAUAGCUUGUCAAAACGGCCAUGCAAGCACGGUACAACUGUUACUGAAUAAUGGCGCCAACGUCAAUCUAUGUGAUAAUGAUAAACACAGUCCUCUUCAUAUUGCUUGUCAAACUGGAAUAGAGAGCAUAGUAAAUUAUUUACUGAAGAGAGAAGCCAAUGUGAAUUUAUCUGACAAAAAUGGAUACAGUCCUCUCCAUAUAGCUUCUCAAAAGGGAUAUGAGAGCACAGUCCAAUUAUUACUCAACAAUGGCGCCCAUGUGAAUUUAAACAUUAAAGGCUAUAACAAUCCCCUAUUUGUCGCUUGUCAAAAUGGGCAUGCCAACAUUGCCCAGUUGUUACUGAACAAUGGAGCAAACGUAAAUUUAUGUUCUCACGGAGGAUACACCCCACUUUACAUAUCUUGUGAAAAGGGACAUGACAACAUUUUACAAGUGUUACUAAACAGCGGUGCCAACGUCAAUUUGCGUGUUUACAAUAAAUUCAGACCUUUAGAUAAAAGAAAUGGAUACAGUCCUCUCCACAUAGCUUCUGAAAAAGGACUUGAAAGUACAGUACAACUGUUAUUGAAUAAGGAAGCAGACGUCAAUUUAUGUGAUAGUAAUGGGAACAGUCCUCUCCAUGUGGCGAGUCAGAAGGGAUAUGCCUACAUAGCCGAAUCUUUACUGAACUAUGGUUCUGAUAUUAAUUUAUGCUAUGAAUUUGGUAACAGUCCUCUGUAUUUAGCUUGCUCAAAUGGACAUGACAAUGUAGUCCACUUAUUGAUAAACAAAGGUGCCAACAUCAAUUCGUGUGCUAACCUCGACCCUUUCAUUCAAAAUAAUGGAUACAGACCUCUCCACAUAGCUACAAAAAAGGGACAUAACAGCACAGUUCGCUUGUUAUUGAGCAAGGGCGCCGACGUCAAUUUAUGUGAUAACGACGGGUAUAGUCCUCUCUGCAUAGCUUGUCAAAAUAAACAUGAAAGCAUCGUCCAUUUAUUAUUGACCAAUGCUGCCAAUGUAAAUUUAUGUGCUAAAAAUGGAUUUAGUCCUCUCUAUAUAGGUUGUCAAAAGGAACAAGAAAAAAUAGUCCAAAUGUUACUUGAUAAUGGUGCUAACAUCAAUUCUUGUGCUGAGAAUAAUUUCAGUCCUUUCCACAUAGCUUGUCAAAAGGGGAAUGAUAGCAUAGUACAACUGCUACUGAAAUAUGGCGCUGAUGCCAAUUUAUACAUCAGAGGAAAUAAUUUAAGUCCUCUCUAUAUUGCAUGUGAAAAUGGCCAUGACACCACAGUUCAAUUAUUACUGAACGAAAAAGUCAACAUCAAUUAUUGUGCUUACAAUGGUUAUAGCGCCCUUUACAUAGCUAGUCAAAAAGGGCAUGACAGAACGGUCCAGCUGCUAUUAAACAACGGCGCUGAUGUCAAUUUAUCUGCUAAUAAUGGAUACAACCCUCUGGAUAUAGCUUGUCAAGAAGGAAAAGAAAGUACAGCUCAGUUGUUACUGAAGAGUGGCACCAAGGUCAAAAUGUAUGCAAACAAAGAAAACGGUCUUCCUUAUACCGCUUGUAAAGAAGGGUUAAAUAAUUUGAUAGAUUUGUUAUUGGAGAAUGGAGCUAUUCUAGUCAAGAAUAGAUAUGAUAGCACGGUACAACUGUUACUUAACAACGGUGCCGACAUAAAUUUAUGUAACAGGAAUGAAGAGAGUCCGCUCUAUAUAGCCUGUUAUAAGGGAAAUGAUAGCACGGUACAACUCUUACUGAAAAGCGGUGCCAACAUAAAUUUAUGUAACAAGAAUAAAGUAAGUCCUCUUUAUAUUGCUUGUCAAAAAGGACAUGAUAGCACGGUACAACUGUUACUGAACAACGGUGCCGACAUCAAUUUAAGUAACAGGAAUGGAACCAGUCCUUUUCAUAUAGCUUGUCAAAAUAAACACGAUAGCAUGGUACAACUGUUACUUAACAACGCUGCCGACAUCAAUUUAUGUGAACAGAAUGGAUUAAGUCCACUUUCUAUGGCUUGUUUUGAAGGACAUGAUAGUACGGUACAAAUGUUACUUAACAAUGGGGCCGACAUCAAUUUAUGUAACAAGAAUAAAGUAAGUCCUCUUUAUAUAGCUUGUGAAAAAGGACAUGAUAGCACGGUACAACUGUUACUAAACAAAGGUGCCGACAUCAAUUCAUGUGAACAGCAUGGAUUUAGUCCUCUCUUCAUGGCUUGUUUUGAAGGACAUGAUAGUACGGUACAAUUGCUACUUAACAACGCUCCAGACAUCAAUUUAUGUAACAAGAUUGGUGCAAGUCCUCUUUAUAUGGCAUGUCAAAAUGGCCGUGAUAGCACUGCACAACUGUUAUUAAACAAUGGUGCCGAAGUCAAUUUAUGUAACAAGAAUAAAGUAAGUCCUCUUUAUAUUGCUUGUCAAAAAGGACAUGAUAGCACGGUACAACUAUUACUGAACAACAGUGCCGACAUCAAUUUAUGUAACAAGAAUAAAGUAAGUCCUCUUUAUAUAUCUUGUCAAAAUGGACAUGAUAGCACGGUAAAACUGUUACUGAACAAUGGUGCCGACAUCAAUUUAUGUAACAAGAAUGGAGCCAGUCCUCUUUAUAUAGCUUGUCAAAAUGGACAUGAUAGCACGGUACAACUGUUACUGAACAACGGUGCCGACACCAAUUUAUGUGAACAGCAUGGAUUUAAUCCUCUUUCCAUGGCUUGUUUUAAAGGACAUGAUAGCACGGUACAACUGUUACUGAACAAUGGGGCAGACAUCAAUUUAUGUAACAAGAAUGGUGCAAGUCCUCUUUAUAUAGCUUGUCAAAUUGGACAUGGUAGUACGGUGCAACUGCUACUGAACAACGGUGCCGACAUCAAUUUAUGUAACAAGAAUGGAGCUUGUCCUCUUUAUAUAGCUUGUCAAAAUAGACAUGAUAGCACGGUACAACUGUUACUGAUCAACGGUGCAGACAUCAAUUUACGUAACAGGAAUGAAGAGAGUCCACUCUUUAUAGCUUGUUAUAAGGGAAAUGAUAGCACAGUACAACUCUUACUGAAAAGCGGUGCCGACAUCAAUUCAUGUAACAAGAAUGGAGCUUGUCCUCUUUAUAUAGCUUGCCUAAAUGGACAUGACAGCGAGGUACAACUGUUACUUAACAACGGUGCAUACAUCAAUUUAUGUAAAAAGAAUGGAACCAGUCCUCUUCAUAUAGCUUGUCAAAAUAAAUACGAUAGCAUUGUACAAGUGUUACUUAACAACGGUGCCGACAUCAAUUUAUGUGAACAGAAUGGAUUUAGUCCUCUUUCUGUGGUUUGUUCUGAAGGACUUUAUAGUACAGUACAACUUUUACUUAACAAUGGGGCCGACAUCAAUUUAUGUAACAAGGUUGGAGCCAGUCCUCUUUAUAUGGCUUGUCAAAAUAGACAUGAUAGCACGGUACAACUGUUAUUAAAUAACGGUGCAGACAUCAAUUUAUGUAAAAAGGAUAAAGUAAGUCCUCUUUAUUUAGCUUGUCAAAAAGGACAUUAUAGCACGGUGCAACUGUUAUUGAACAACGGUGCCGACAUCCAUUUAUGUAACAAGAAUAAAGUAAGUCCUCUUUAUAUUGCUUGUCAAAAAGGACAUGAUAGCACUGUACAACUGUUACUAACCAACGGUGCCGACAUUAAUUUAUGUGAAAAGCAUGGAUUUAGUCCUCUUUCAAUGGCUUGUUUUGAAGGACAUGAUAGCACGGUACAAAUGUUACUGAACAACGGUCCUGACAUCAAUUUAUGUAACAAGAAUGGUGCGAGUCCUCUUCACAUAGCUUGUCGAAAUGGACAUGGUAGUACAGUAAAAUUGCUACUGAACAACGGUGCCAACAUCAAUUUAUGUAACAAGAAUGGAGCUUGUCCUCUUUAUAUAGCUUGUCAAAAUAGACAUGAUAGCAUGGUACAACUGUUACUUAACAAUGGUGCCAACAUAAAUUUAUGUAACAGGAAUGAAGAGAGUCCGCUCUAUAUAGCCUGUUAUAAUGGAAAUGAUAGCACGGUACAACUGUUACUGAACAACGGUGCCGACAUCAAUUUAUGUAACAAGAAUGGAGCUUGUCCUCUUUAUAUAGCUUGUCAAAAUGGACAUGAUAGCACUGUACAACUGUUACUAAACAACGGUGCAUACAUCAAUUUAUGUGAACAGAAUGGAUUAAGUCCUCUUUCUAUAGCAUGUUUUGAAGGACAUGAAAAUACAGUACAACUGUUGCUGAACAACGGUGCUGACAUCAAUUUAUGUAACAAGAAUGGAACCAGUCCUCUUCAUGUAGCUUGUCAAAAUAAACACGAUAGCAUGGUACAACUGUUACUAAAUAACGGUGCCGACAUCAAUUUAUGUAAACAGAUUGAUAUCACUCCUCUUUCUAUAGCUUGCCAAAAUGGACAUGAUAGCACGGUACAACUGUUACUGAAUAACGGUGCCAAUAUCAAUUUAUUUAAACAGAAUGGAUACAGUCCUCUUCAUAUAGCUUGUCAAAAUGAACAUGAUAGCACCGUACAACUGUUACUGAACAACGGUGCCGACAUCAAUUUAUGUGAUUAUGAUGGAGACAGUCCUCUUUAUAUAGCUUGUCAAAAUGGACAUGAAAACAUAGUACAAAUGCUACUAGAGAACGGUGCUGACAUCAAUUUAUGUGAUAAUGAUGGAGACAGUCCUCUUUAUGUAGCUUGUGAAAAUGGACAUGAUAAAACGGUACAACUAUUACUGAACAACGGGGCCGCCAUCAAUUUAUGUAACAAGAUUGGAGCCAGUCCUCUUUCUAUAGCUUGUCACAAUGGACAUGAUAGCACGGGAGAAUUUACAGCAAAAAGGUUCACAGGAGAUGAAGAGAAGACUUGCUGUAACCUUCAGUCCGAUAUUCAGAUAUAUCGACGUCAUAUUAUCAAUUACAAAUAG